GCACCCACACCUAGAGCCUCCCCGCGACGGAGCUUGACGCCGCCAGCCGCCCAUCAUCGUCGUUCUGGCUCCUCCAAUGGCCGAGGCAAUGGCCCCGGCCCACUCAGAUUCACCCGUGUACGUAGCUCGCCACCAAGUAGCCAACCACCACCGCGGCAAUCCCUCACCGUCGCCGGAAUGGACAAAGAAGGUGGUGCAGUUGAGAUGAGUAAAACCGGACACGUGGACAGAAAAACCACUUCAGGUUGACGGAGGGACGGAAAUUGUCCGGUUUUGAAAGUUAGAGGACGAAAAAAGUACGUUUUUUUAAGGGACGGAAAACGAACAUUUCGACAAGCCGAGGGACGUGUACUUUUCUGGACGGACUCUUUUCCUGCUAGAUGGCUCUUUUUUCUGCUAGUUAGACUAAUUUCAACUCUCAGGUCAGCAAGGGUCCAAGGAUUUCUCUAGCAUCAGCACUGCUCAAGGACGCAGUGCGCAUGCCUGUUCCUUGACUUCGGGGCCUCCGGCCACGCGAGAGCUAGCUAAGUAUUCUACUCUAAUCAAAGUCAAGAAAUCAACGGAAAGAGAGGCCCUGAACGACCAUAUAUAAACUAGCCACUGCACUUCAGCCCCAUCGACUCAAAGGUCAGAACUCACAAGUCAAUAUAGUCAUCAGAAGUCCGAAUCCCCUCGUGCCCCCGAGUUCACUAAUAUUCGCAGUCUGCCAUAAACACCGGCGCGCGAUCGAUCGAUCCGUUUAGCUUGAUCGAUCUAUUCGAUCACCAUGGCAGAGGAGUGGUGGAGCGGUGCACGCACCGGCGGCGGCGCGCCGGCGUGCUCCAGGACGGCGCCGGCGCCGGCCACCGAGUCACCGACCAGUAGGAAUUCGGUGGCUUCGUCCCAGCCUGCAGGUUUCCCUGUCGAUCACACCGCCGCGUCCUUCGCCCUCGCUGAUCCAGACAUGGAUUGGACGCGAGCCUUCAUGGACGGGAAAGCAGCGGAAUCCGAGCAGCACCCCACGAGCUUCAACGCGCUGCUCGGCCUCCAAGGCGACGCCAGCCGCCAAUUCCUGCUCGAUCAAGCAGCGUUGUUGCAGCAGCCCGGCGUGUCGUCCCUGCAAUACGCGGACAGCCGGCCGUCGAUGACGCCGUUCUGCUCGCAGCAGCAGCAGUUGCCGGGCGGCGGCUUCUUCAUCAGCUCGUCGUCGGGGAUCUUCGGAUCAUCUCCUGGGCCGCCGCCCGAACACAUCAAGUCCAAUACCGGGCCUGCAGCUGUUCAGGUUCAUCAGGACGCUUGCUCGUCGUCGGCCACGAAGAGAAAUGGCGCCGGCGCUGGCUCGCCCGUGGCAUCGAAGAAGCCACGGAUCGACACGCCGUCGCCGUUGCCGACUUUCAAGGUGAGGAAAGAGAAGCUCGGGGACAGAAUCACUGCGCUCCAGCAACUCGUCUCGCCUUUCGGGAAGACGGACACCGCAUCGGUUCUUCACGAGGCCAUCGGGUACAUCAAGUUCCUUCACGAUCAAGUCGCCUCUUUGAGCUCUCCGUACUUGAGCAGCUGUGGCCGCGCCCUGCAGGACCAGCACCAACUGCAGGGUUCCAUUAAAGUCGACGGGAAGGCGAAGGAGGACCUGCGGAGCCGAGGCCUGUGCCUCGUCCCGGUGGCGAGCACUUACACGGUGGCGAACGAGGCGGCGCCAGAGUUCUGGAACCCUACCUUCGGAGUUGGAGGCACAUUUCGAUAGCCAUUCAUGAUUCAUGUAGUAGCUAGCAUGCAUGUAGCUAGAGGUAUAUGCGUGUGUAGUGUGUGUGCUAAGUUAAGCAAUGUGUACUCAUGCCAGUAAAUCAGUACAGCUAGUGUUUAAUCAAAAGCAACCAGCAGUGUGUUGUAUAAGUGAAAUAAAUGUCUAGAUCAUUUAAUGGAAGAAAAGCAAGAGCAGCAGUAAAAAUAGGGGAGA
Brachypodium distachyon (stiff brome) is the source of this 1936-nucleotide messenger RNA. RefSeq names its product transcription factor bHLH123. Gene Ontology annotation, molecular function: DNA-binding transcription factor activity, RNA polymerase II-specific; RNA polymerase II cis-regulatory region sequence-specific DNA binding; protein dimerization activity. NCBI's taxonomy places the organism in Eukaryota, Viridiplantae, Streptophyta, Magnoliopsida, Poales, Poaceae. The record is from RefSeq and is a predicted model, not a curated record. Gene Ontology annotation, cellular component: nucleus. The transcript has 7 exons. Bases 767 to 1723 code for a protein of 318 amino acids. Gene Ontology annotation, biological process: regulation of transcription by RNA polymerase II.